CCCUCAAAUUCUUGUCAUCUUCUUCGUUCGUUGCAAAGCGUUAAACCCUAAUAAAACCUUUCCCUCCGCAGUCGCUCUUCGCGCCGGCCCUUUGAUUAUCUGCAUCUUCCACGGCAGGUUCUCCCGCUUCCACUUUUAUUGCCCCGCUGAAGCGAAACAGGUUUUGUAUUGAGCUGCAGCCAUGUAUCUUCAGUUCUACAUAAACGAGAACGGUGAUAAAGUCUACACCACUAAGAAAGAAUCGCCGAACGGGCUUGCAACGCAAUCUGCACACCCAGCACGCUUCUCCCCAGAUGACAAAUACUCGAGGCAGAGAGUUCUUCUGAAGAAACGAUUUGGGUUGCUUCCAACUCAACAGUCACCUCUGAAGUACUAAAAACGGAUGUCACCCUUAGCUUUUAUGUUGUGUCCCAUGGUUGAUGAGUUGAAACUGUGCUGCUGAAUCAGUAGUUGUAUAAGUUGCUCUACUAUGGUUACGAUAUUUCCCAGUGUUAAGCAUUGGCCAAUGGCAUAUUAGUGGAUGUAAUGGUCUCGACUAUGUUAUCGAAGAAUCUCUCUCUGUUGAAUGAGACAUAGCCUUGGCUUUUUUAAUGUU
This is a messenger RNA of Punica granatum (pomegranate), 595 nucleotides long. NCBI's taxonomy places the organism in Eukaryota, Viridiplantae, Streptophyta, Magnoliopsida, Myrtales, Lythraceae. The record is from RefSeq and is a predicted model, not a curated record.